Molecule: messenger RNA, 570 nt
Organism: Kwoniella botswanensis
Lineage: Eukaryota; Fungi; Basidiomycota; Tremellomycetes; Tremellales; Cryptococcaceae
Exons: 3
Coding region: 1-570 (189 amino acids)
Source: RefSeq, a predicted model, not a curated record
AUGUUCAUCCAAUCUCUACUUCUCCCUCUUCUCGCUACCCUAGCCAUCGCCUCCCCCAUAACCCCAAGAGCUCAAGAGGGUAAACGAAUCCGAUCGCUCGCAAGUCCCGAUUUAUGCCUCACCGUCCAAAAUGGAUAUGCCGCCUAUGGUACCAUCGUAGCUCUGACAGCCUGUUCGCAAGGCUCAGGAGGAUACCUGGACCAAUUCCAGUUCUUCUCUGCUGUCGGUCCUCAAAGGGGUCAAAUCAAAUUGAUUUCCAACGAAGAUAUGUGUCUUGAUGCAGAUACUUCCAAUGGGAAUGGUGGACAGGUGACCAUCGAGGCGUGUGAAGAUGGGAAAGACUCGCAGGUAUUUACUGUCGGUACGACUGGGACAGGGAGUGAACCUAACCUUAGAUUGGCAAUCGGACAAGAUGAAGCUCAAUGUCUCGAUGUAGUGAAGGACAGUACACCAAUUCAAAGAAAACCAUACGGAUCUGAGAAAGAUCUGCAAACUUGGGAAUGUCAUCCUACCGAUCAUCCCGAUGCUCAACAACAAUACUUUGAAUUGGUCGCACCCGAGUCCGAGUAA